CCCAAGAUCUUGAAAUUUCUUAACCCAAGAUCUUGGCCAAGAUCUUGAGUGAAAAAUUCAAGAAUCCAAGAUCUUGACUUCUUGGUGUUUUUUCCAAGAUCUUGGGCAAGAUCUUGGGUACAAGAAGUUCCACUAGGGAUUCCAUCAUAUUGGUGUUCUCAAAAGAUAAACUUUCACAGAAGUUAUUCUGUAAGCUUAUGGAAAAUUUUUUUCGCGUGAAUUUAAUAUAAAAUGAAUCCAAGUUGACACUUAUUCAAAAUUUGCACUAUACCUGAAACACCAACGUUAGUUCUCUGUAAUUUUUUCUGCGUUUUGUAAUUUAGGCCUAAUAUGACUCAGAGACGCGAAAGUUAUAUUGAAUAUAUGAAAUUACGUGACGAAUCUCACAAUUUCAAUACGAAUGAUAUUGAAACACAUAUUGAAACAUUAAUAACAUACAUAAACAAAUAUUCAUUUGAUAAUUAUUGUUAUUCAUUGAUUCAACGUUUUCUUAUUGAUCUACGAUAUCAGAUUGUGAAGCUUGGCUAUAUUCUUCCAUAUGAUACUAGUGUAAAAAGAAAUAUUUAUACAUUGUUCACCCAGUUAUUAGAAUACCAAUAUCUUCCUGAUAGUUUUAACCAACAAUGUUUAAUACACGCAUAUAAAGUUAUAGCUAAAACUUUAACUAACGAAGAAGAAAUCAUUCAAUUAAUCGAUAGUGAAGAAUCAACAAUGGAAAUAUUCAAUAAAGAAUAUAUUUCUGAUUUAUUUCUUAAAAGUUUAAAACAUUUAACAAUUAAGUUAAAAGAGAAAAGAACAAUGGAUACAAUGGUGAAUCAACAUCUGUUUCAUAAUGAAUCAUUAUUAGAAGAAUUGUGUAUUCAAGAGGGUUUAUUAGAACCAUUAAAUAUUCAAUUAUCGUAUCAUCUGUGUAAUAUUACAAUUGAACUUGACUUUUAUGAUCAUUUAUUAAUUUUGUUUGAUUAUAUUCCACGUGUUCAAGUAUUAGAUGUAAAAUGCAGGUCGUUCAUUUACAAUAGUGCGAACAAAUUCAUUGAUUAUAAUUAUGAAAAUUUAUCCAGUAAAAUAAUUCCACGUUUACUUAAUUUCAAACUUUUUGUUGCUAAACUAAGAACAGAAAAUGAUUAUUUAAUAAUAGAACGGUUGAUUCAAAAUCUUAAAACACUAAAAUAUCUAUCAUUUUUUAUUGGUCAUAUACCUGUAUUAAUUAAAGAUAUUGGUAAUCGUUUUCAACAAUGUUUAAUACCAGAAAAUGUAAUUGAAUUUAGUUUUUAUCUAAAAUGUUCACACAAUCGAAGUAAACAACAAACACCAACAAUGAUUAUGUCGUCUAAUUUUAUUAAUAACAAUGAAUUCUGGUUAAACAAAUUGAAUUGUCAUAUUUUAUGCUAUACCGAUUAUAAUAAUCGAUAUUGUUAUUUAUAUACAUGGCCGUUUGAUUUAAACUCAAAAUAUGUUGAUUGUGUUUCACAUGGUAUUGAUGAUCUACAAACAAACUGUGAUCAAUUAAAACUGGAGCAAGUAAGUUUUAUAAAUUCUAGUGCACAUGUAUGA
Didymodactylos carnosus is the source of this 1554-nucleotide messenger RNA. NCBI's taxonomy places the organism in Eukaryota, Metazoa, Rotifera, Eurotatoria, Philodinida, Philodinidae. The record is from the annotation of a GenBank genome assembly.